Molecule: messenger RNA, 5896 nt
Organism: Nerophis ophidion (straightnose pipefish)
Lineage: Eukaryota; Metazoa; Chordata; Actinopteri; Syngnathiformes; Syngnathidae
Product: arf-GAP with coiled-coil, ANK repeat and PH domain-containing protein 3-like
Exons: 24
Coding region: 202-2760 (852 amino acids)
Cellular component (GO): cytoplasm
Molecular function (GO): GTPase activator activity; protein binding
Source: RefSeq, a predicted model, not a curated record
UCCUCUUCCUCUCCCUUUUCCUCUCCUUCCUCCUCCUGCUGCUGCUCGGCGGCUGUCAGUGGGUGCAGUGCAGUGUCCGCAGCACACAUCACACAUCACACGUGUGGUCAGCGGGCAGAUCGUCCGCAUCGUCGGUUGUAACCGCGGGAGAUGACAGCGGAAGUGAGAGCGUGAGGGUGAGACACGACGACGAGACGCAACAUGACGGUGGACUUUGAGGAAUGUAUCAAAGAUUCUCCCCGCUUCAGGGCUGGCAUCGAUGAUGUGGAGACCGACGUGGUGGAGAUCGAGGCCAAGCUGGACAAGCUGGUGAAGUUGUGCAGCGGCAUGAUCGAGGCGGGCCGAGCCUACGUGGGCGCCAACAAGCUCUUUGUCAACGGCAUCAAGGAUCUGUCCCAGCAGUGCAAGGACGAGGAGAUGAUAUCAGAAUGCCUGGAAAAGUGUGGCGAGAGCCUGCAGGAGGUAGUCAACUACCACAUGAUUUUGUUUGACCAGGCCCAGCGGUCCAUCAAGCAGCAGCUGCAUGCCUUCAUCAAAGAGGACGUGCGCAAGUUCAAGGACACCAAGAAGCAGUUUGAGCGGGUGCGAGAGGACAUGGAGCUGGCUCAGGUGAAGAACGCCCAGGCUCCCAGGAACAAAGUCCACGAGGCAGAAGAGGCCACGCAGGCCCUCGUCCUCAGCCGCAAAGCCUUCAGACACCUGGCCUUGGACUAUGUCCUCCAGAUCAAUGUGCUGCAGGCCAAGAAGAAGUUUGAAAUCCUGGAUGCGAUGCUGUCCUUCAUGCGGGCCCAGUACUCGCUUUUCCAGCAAGGCUUCCACAUCCUGGACCAGAUCGACCCCUACAUGAAGAAGCUGGCUGCACAGCUGGACCAGCUGGUCAUCGACUCGGCCGUGGAGAAGAGAGAGUUGGAGCACAAACAUGCUGUCAUCCAGCAGAGGACUCUGAUGCAGGACUUUUCCUACGAUGAGCCCAAGUUGGAGUUGAAGGUGGAGGCCCCCAAUGGUGUGGUCAUGGAGGGCUACCUCUUCAAGAGGGCCAGCAACGCCUUCAAGACCUGGAACAGGCGCUGGUUCUCCAUCCAGAACAGCCAGCUGGUGUACCAGAAGAAACUUAAGGACUCCUUGACCGUGGUGGUGGAAGACCUGAGACUUUGCUCAGUCAAACCAUGUGAAGACAACGAGAGGAGGUUCUGCUUCGAGGUGGUCUCACCCACCAAGAGCUGCAUGAUGCAGGCGGAGUCCGAGAAGCUGCGGCAGGCGUGGAUCCAAGCAGUCCAAGCCAGCAUUGCCUCCGCUUAUAAAGACAUCGCUGAUAACUACUACAUUGAGCGUCUGGACCGGACUGCCUCACCGUCCACCAGCAGCAUCGACUCUGCCAGCGAGCCCAGAGAGCGAAGUGAGAGGGUGGACAAGGUGCACCGUGGAGGUGAGAGGGUGGACAAGGUGUACCGUGGAGGCGGUGAAGGUCUCCUGCAGCGUGUGCAGAACCUGGCGGGCAACGAGCGCUGUUGUGACUGUGGGCAGACCGCCCCCUGCUGGGCCUCCAUCAACCUGGGAGUGCUGCUGUGCAUCGAGUGCUCGGGGAUCCACAGGAGUCUUGGGGUCCACUGCUCCAAAGUGCGCUCAUUGACUCUGGACUCUUGGGAACCAGAACUCCUGAAGCUCAUGUGUGAACUGGGCAACACUGUGGUCAACCACAUUUACGAGGGAGCGUGCCAGGAUCUGGGGGUGAAAAAACCCGGAGCCUCCAGUCCCAGGCAGGAGAAGGAAGCCUGGAUUAAGUCCAAGUACGUGGAGAAACGUUUCCUGAAGAAGAUGAGCGGCGGCCAGGCCUUGGUGGAGGACCAGAGGAAGUCCAGACCUUGGACUGUGAAGAAGUGCCAGCGACACAACAGUUCGCUUCGGGCGCCAAACAAAGUCCGCAGGAAAUACCAGCGCUACGAGCCCGGCUGUGCCUCACCCGCUAAUCUCUCUGCGGCGACUGCAGCCAAGUUUCGCCGGGAUUCGUUGUUCUGUCCGGAUGAGCUGGAUUCUCUCUUCUCCUACUUUGACACCGGCUCCGGUCCACGCAGUCUGAGCAGCGACAGCGGCCUGGGAGGAAGCACUGAUGGCAGCACGGACGUCCUGCUCUCGGCUUCUGUGGUGGACAGCGUCACAGAAGAAGAAGAGGAGUCCGAGGAGUCCUCCAGCGGCGAGGUGGAGAUCGAACAAGAAGUCCCUUCGGACCCCGAGGACCCGAGGGAGCUCCACCCCGGCGCGCUCCUCCUGCGUUCCUCGCGCCUGCACAACUUGGCCCUCAUGGCGGAGGCGCUGGCGCACGGGGCGGACGUCCACUGUGCCAGUGAGGAAGAGGACGGGAGAACGCCCCUCAUACAGGCAGUGCUGGGGGGCUCCUUGAUAGCGUGUGAGUUCCUGCUGCAGAACGCCGCCGACGUCAACCAGAGGGACAUGAGGGGGCGUGGCCCGCUGCAUCACGCCACCUACCUGGGACACACCGGCCAGGUGUGUCUGUUCCUGAAGAGGGGGGCGUCGCAGACGGAGGUGGACGAGAAAGGUCAUGACCCCCUCAGCAUCGCCGUGCAGGCUGCCAACGCUGACAUCGUCACCUUGCUGCGGCUGGCCAGGAUGAACGAGGAGAUGCGUGAGUCGGAGGAGAGUGGGCUGGGUCAAGCAGGUCAAUACUCCAGCAGCAGUCCCACAGAGCAGCAGUACAGGAAGUGCAUCCAGGAGUUCAUCUGCCUCACCAUAGAGGACUUCUAGUCACCUCACUCACCUCCUGUCCUGGAUGGACCUUUUCUAACUCCUCCCACUCAGCCUUGGCCUCCUCACACACUGUCCUCCUUCUCGCGGGGCUGCGGGUACCUGCCGCUCGCUACAUUAACCCUGCCUGCAUCACAGCACAUCAUAGCAGCUGUGCAAAUGUGAAGGGGAAGUGCACUCUUUGCCCGUCAAGCACCAUCCUUGCAGCACACUUCUCUUCUUCUCCUUCUCAGUCGUCAUGGAUGACAGCAAAAGUCUGCCAGCAAGUAAAUAGUCAAUAAUGACAGAUAACUAUUUACUAAAUAGUCAAUAAUGACAGAUAACUAUUUACUAAAUAGUCAAUAAUGCCGGAUAACUAUUUAGUAAAUAGUCAAUAAUGACAGAUAACUAUUUACUAAAUAGUCAAUAAUGACAGAUAACUAUUUACUAAAUAGUCAAUAAUGACAGAUAACUAUUUACUAAAUAGUCAAUAAUGCCAACAAAAGUCAGUUGAUGUAAAUGAUACACAUCAUACAGUUGAUGUAGAUGAUACACAUCAUACAGUUGAUGUAGAUGAUACACAUCAUACAGUUGAUGUAGAUGAUACACAUAGUUGAUGUAGAUGAUACACAUCAUAUAGUUGAUGUAGAUGAUACACAUCAUACAGUUGAUGUAGAUGAUACACAUCAUACAGUUGAUGUAGAUGAUACACAUCAUAUAGUUGAUGUAGAUGAUACACAUCAUAUAGUUGAUGUAGAUGAUACACAUCAUAUAGUUGAUGUUACACAUCAUAUAUGAUACAAAUCUUCUACUUAAGCGGGCUCGAACCUGCUUUUCUCCAGCAGCCGGGUCUGGGCAGCACACAUAGACACGCCCUUCCUCUCGCUCUACUUAUCAUUUGGUAACACACACUACAGCAAACCAUACACAUAGCCUCACACAAACACUCUUGGGUUUUGUCACACACACCACUCUAUAGUUAUUAGUUAGUAUUAUUUUAUUAUUUUAUAUAUAUAUAUAUAUAUAUAUAUAUAUAUAUAUAUAUAUAUAUAUAUAUAUAUAUAUAAAACACAUCAUAGAACUUUACUGUCCCCUGGUGUCUGUGCCGUCAACUCCUUUUAGCAAACAUUGCACAUUCCAACUCUUUAUUAACCCGAGGUAACACAAUCCGGCGAUAAGAUUGAAAAGAGCUGGCGCUGCUAACUGCUAAAGCUAACAACUCGAUGACGUCACUAGACAACUGCACAAAUUUCAAGGUUUUUAUUUUUUCUAAGUAACGUAUAAAUUACUUUCCCUUGUAACAGAAUACAUUUUUCAAAGAGUAAUUCCGUUAGUAAUUCAAUUACUUUUUUGGCAAGGUAAGGAGUAACUAAGAUUACUUUCUAAAAGUAAUUUUCAGAACACUGGUACAGCAAAAUGUACCAAUUUUCCGAACUAAUUGUAACACUUAACGUAUUUAAGUCAUGAUAUUGUUUGGAUGUUAUCUAGAGGGCGCCAUGAGGACUUCCUACUGACUAUUGGAAGCUGACUUCUAUGUCGGAGAUAGCAAACAUGUGUUCUUGUCUCUCAUACAGAUGGUGAACUACAGGCCAAAAAGUGCAGUUCCCCUUUAAGAAGUGUCUGACCUUUCUAGCGAGUAACAUUUAGAACGCUGUCAUAAACACCAUUAAAGCUGUGACUAAGAGUUAAAUAAUAGGAUCAAACAUUUGUGUAAAAGAAAGACUUGUGAAAAAGAAGUGUUGACUUUACGUGAUUUAUGUCGGCCGGUUUCCCCAAAACAUAUUCCUUCAAUCGAAUGCUAGCUUUGCUUUGUUGUUGAGCUAACAGUGGAUUUGAAACAAUGCUAAUAGUGUGCUAGCUAGGCUAACAAAGGUAACGUUCACUUGACUUGCUAACAACAGGUGGAGUGACAACACCUCCACUCUCCUCUCUUUCUGGAGUUACAACGUCGUAUUUGACCAUGUGGUGUUUACAGUCGAGUACACCGAGGCCUCGAGUCCACACCAGUAUACAUUUGUGUCGCCUGGUCACUAAAUCAUUUUGCCUUUUAACGGAAGUGAAAUGUGCAGGUUUGCUAAAUGUAAACUGAAAUGAUGCUAAAAUGUUGCUAGCAGACGAGCCCUGCUAACUUUGCUAACACCAGCUCCCUGUCCUGGUAAUGUUCACUCACCAAGCACAAAGGUCUACUUUUUAACCAAUGCAGCAGAACUCUUUCGGCAGGGAACCCGCUAACUCGUAUUUGCUAAACUUGUAAAAAAAAAAAAAGUGUUUAUGAAGUUGAGUACAGUGAGGCCAUCUCCCCUUUAGUCUGCCAAAAAAGGAAUUUUCUGGAAUAUAUUUUGUCACUUACUCAAAGAACUAAUCAUUAUUUUAUUUUCCUUUUCACAUGAGUGAAAUUAGCAGGUUAGAAAAUGUGAAUGUAGAUGAAACUAGCUAGCUAGGCUAAAGGCUAACAACAGCUUUCUUUCACCCACAAAUUCGUUUACUUUCCAACAAGUGAAGUCAGAACACGUCCACUCUUUGUGGAGUUAAAGCCACUCCCUUGUAUGUGCUAACGUAAUAAAACAAGUGUUUAUGAAGUCGAGUACAGUGAGGCAAGGUCGGGCCUUCUUUAGAGAAGACAUUUUAUGGAAUAUAUUUUGUGUGGCUUACUCUCUCAUUGUAAGAACUACAAAUUAUUUUCGUUUUUCCUUUUAAGGUCAUUGAAAUUAGCUGGACUAGUAAAAUAUGAUAGUAAUCUGGACCAUGCUAACGUUGCUAACAUGGCUAAACUUCUGGGUGACACACAGUAACUGUGUUUAGUAGCGUAGCCUGCUUAGUUAGCACAAACGUUAUUUAUCCAACUUGACCUUCUGAUCUUUUCUUUGGUUUAUGUCUUCUCUCGUGGUGACCUAACUCCAGGAAGAGACGUCACAACCGGCUGACUUUGACGUUAAAAGUCGACAUUUUCCUUUUUUCCCCCCGAAUGCUGAAACUCUGCACUUUUUCCACCUUCAGUGUUAUUUUGUUUCCAUUCGACUUUGUAAUGUUGAUGUUGAUGUUCAUGUUGAUGUUGAUGCGUCACGGAGGAUGAGUGCAAUGAUGAAGUUUUUACCGUAGUCUUUGUUUUUGAAAGAUUGUCUCAAACUAUUGCUGGAAAUGAAGUGUUUGACUACUA